AUGACAUUAUUCUGGGGUGAUGCCAUUGAAAUUCUCUUCCCAGGUUGGCCAGGCUCAAACUUCAACUCUUAUAUGUUAGCCUUAACACUUGUAUUUGUGCUCAGUUUGGCAGUAGAGUGGCUUUCGCAUACCAAAUUCAUCAAGCCUACCAUGGAUAACAUCACAGCUGGGAUUUUACAAACUGCAAUGUAUGCAUUUCGAGUUGGAAUGGCCUAUUUGGUCAUGCUUGCAGUCAUGUCAUAUAAUCUUGGCAUUCUACUAGCUGCAGUUGCAGGAUAUACAAUAGGGUUCUUGAUCUUUGGCAGUAGGGCUUUUGACGAUUCAAAAAUAUCAAAGAUAUCUUCUUGCGAGGAUCCAGCUGAUCUUCCACCACUGAUUUGCUAA
Quercus robur (English oak) is the source of this 384-nucleotide messenger RNA. RefSeq names its product copper transporter 6-like. Gene Ontology annotation, biological process: copper ion transmembrane transport; intracellular copper ion homeostasis. The record is from RefSeq and is a predicted model, not a curated record. The transcript has a single exon. Gene Ontology annotation, cellular component: plasma membrane. Gene Ontology annotation, molecular function: copper ion transmembrane transporter activity. NCBI's taxonomy places the organism in Eukaryota, Viridiplantae, Streptophyta, Magnoliopsida, Fagales, Fagaceae. Bases 1 to 384 code for a protein of 127 amino acids.